Messenger RNA from Salvia miltiorrhiza (redroot sage), 1165 nucleotides. Its product is annotated as carboxylesterase 1-like. The coding region runs from base 79 to 1161 and encodes 360 amino acids. The record is from RefSeq and is a predicted model, not a curated record. Gene Ontology annotation, molecular function: hydrolase activity. The transcript has a single exon. Lineage: Eukaryota; Viridiplantae; Streptophyta; Magnoliopsida; Lamiales; Lamiaceae.
AUCAAUUUUCCGGUCGAUCGUUUCUAUUAUAUAUGUAUUGAGUGUUUGUUGCGUUGAAAUUCCGUGGGUCAGUUGUAUAUGUUUAUGCAAUACAUGACAAAUUCAAAGCAAUACAUUACCAUUCACAGUCACAAGUAUCGGAUCUCGUUUAAACAUAGGAUCUCUUCUCCCCAUGCACAUUAUAUAUUCCGAGUUGAGGAAAAAAAAAAGUGUGCUAAUAUGUCUUCCGACGACCCCCUCGGCAGCCUGGGCUUCAGGCGCAACCCCGACGGUUCCGUGAGCCGCGCGAUCGAGAUGGCAAAAACGCCGGCGUCGGCCGACCCCAACGCCGCGGCGCCGGUCCUCUCCAAGGACGUCCCUCUGAACCCUUCCACCAACACCUCCCUCCGCCUCUUCCUCCCUCGAACAACCCUCGACCCGGCCACCACGGGGCCCACCUUACUCCCCCUCAUAAUCUACGCCCACGGCGGCGGCUUCAUCAUCCUCAGCGCCGCCUCCGCCGUCUGCCACCACUUCUGCUCCACCCUCGCCCUCUCCACCCCGGCCGUGGUGGCCUCCGUGGAGUACCGGCUGGCCCCGGAGCACCGCCUCCCCGCCGCCUACGAGGACUGCAUGCAAGCCCUCUCGUGGGCCAGGACCACCACCGACGACUGGAUCGUGAACUACGCCGACCGGUCGUGCUGCUACCUCAUGGGCACGAGCGCCGGCGGCAACAUCGCGCUCCACGUGGCCCUCCACGCCGAUGAUCUGAUCAAGGGGCUUAUCCUGCACCAGCCCUUCUUCGGCGGCGUGGAGAGGACGGCGUCGGAGAUGAGGCUGGCCGACAACAAGAUCCUUCCCAUUCAGGCGACCGAUUUGAUGUGGGAGAUGGCGCUGCCGGCGGGCGCCGACAGAGACCACGAGUACUGUAAUCCGAUGAGGAGGAAGGGGUUGGAUGUGAUUAAGGAGAAGGGGUGGAAGGUGGCGGCGACGAGCUGCGGCGGAGAUCCGCUGGUUGAUCGGCAGAAGGAGGUGGAGAAGGCGUUGGAGGGGAAGGGUGUGGCGGUGGUGUCCAAGUAUGUGGACGGCGAAUAUCAUGGCUACGAUCUGUUGGAGCCUUCUAAAGCUGAACUAAUCAUGUCUGCUGUAAAGGAGACUAUCCAACUUUCCACUACCAACUAAUUUC